AUGCAUUUGUCGGUCCCCGUCGGAUUUGAGCACAUUCGGAGUCCAUUGGAGUACGAUAGUGUGUGCACCGUUGGUGUAAAAAAAAGAAAAAUAAGUAAGACGUUGUACCGCAUUCCAUGGAGGGUGGUCAGUGGCGCGCACGACCAGUUCCUCGGAGCUGUGCUCUGUGAAUUCGCGUCAGAAUAUCAACAAAACAAGAGGACAUUAACAAGAACAUCAGCAAAGGGAGUCUGGUCAGCUAUUUUUGAUCUACUGCAUCAAGUAAUCAGUCAGUUCUGCUCUUUCGUCGAUCUAGGCAUCUACUUCUGGAUGGCCGCAAUGAAGCCCAUCCUUGCAGCAGCGAACACCGCCGUGCGCUGGACUCACUUCAGAAAGAACCCUUACAGAGCUAUCAGGCUUGAGAUGUUUACAUUUUUCAAUUCACAUAAACAGGCAAGUGAUACUCGGCAGGUCACGUCACAUUUCGCGAUGUCGGACCAUUUAGGUCAUCAUCUUUCGUGUGACGAGUCAACAAUUUCACGAACCCGUAUGUCAUUGUAA
This is a messenger RNA of Necator americanus (New World hookworm), 540 nucleotides long. RefSeq lists its product as uncharacterized. The coding region runs from base 1 to 540 and encodes 179 amino acids. The record is from RefSeq and is a predicted model, not a curated record. The transcript has 6 exons. NCBI's taxonomy places the organism in Eukaryota, Metazoa, Nematoda, Chromadorea, Rhabditida, Ancylostomatidae.